Molecule: messenger RNA, 930 nt
Organism: Acanthisitta chloris (rifleman)
Lineage: Eukaryota; Metazoa; Chordata; Aves; Passeriformes; Acanthisittidae
Gene: SLC25A1
Product: solute carrier family 25 (mitochondrial carrier; citrate transporter), member 1
Exons: 9
Coding region: 1-930 (309 amino acids)
Biological process (GO): mitochondrial citrate transmembrane transport
Source: RefSeq, a predicted model, not a curated record
AUGGUGGAAGUCGCAGUGCUGCUGAGUCACACCGAGGACAUGGCCACGCUGCGGGAGCUGGUGGAGACUGUAUGGGAGACUGGGAGUUGUGGCCUGGCUGGAGGGAUUGAGAUCUGCAUCACAUUCCCCACCGAGUAUGUGAAGACACAGCUGCAGCUGGAUGAGAAGGCAAACCCUCCCCGCUACAAGGGCAUCGGAGACUGUGUGAAGCAGACUGUCCAUGACCAUGGCAUCCGGGGGCUGUACCGGGGGCUCAGCUCGUUGUUGUAUGGCUCCAUCCCCAAGUCUGCUGUCAGGUUUGGGAUGUUCGAGUUCCUCAGCAACCAGAUGAGAGAUGAGCAGGGGCGACUGGACAGCACACGGGGCCUCAUCUGCGGGCUGGGUGCUGGCGUGGCCGAGGCUGUGGCAGUGGUCUGCCCUAUGGAGACUGUGAAGGUGAAGUUUAUCCAUGACCAGACCUCUCCCAACCCCAAAUACCGUGGUUUCUUCCAUGGCGUCCGGGAGAUCGUUCGGGAACAGGGACUGAAAGGGACCUACCAGGGCUUAACCGCAACCAUCCUCAAGCAAGGAUCAAACCAGGCUAUCCGCUUCUUUGUCAUGACCUCUCUCAAGAACUGGUACAAAGGGGACAAUCCCAACAAGGUCAUCAACCCCGUCCUCACGGGAGUGUUUGGAGCCAUUGCUGGAGCUGCAAGUGUCUUUGGCAACACCCCCUUGGAUGUGGUGAAGACCAGGAUGCAGGGGCUGGAAGCGCACAAGUACAAGAACACCUGGGACUGUGCCUACCAGAUCAUGAAACAUGAAGGGCCUCUGGCGUUUUACAAGGGCACAGUGCCUCGCCUGGGCCGUGUGUGUCUCGACGUGGCCAUUGUCUUCAUCAUCUAUGAUGAGGUGGUCAAAUUCCUCAACAAGGUGUGGAAAACGGACUGA